Messenger RNA from Pteronotus mesoamericanus, 4339 nucleotides. It is a transcript of the gene ERO1A, whose product is annotated as endoplasmic reticulum oxidoreductase 1 alpha. Lineage: Eukaryota; Metazoa; Chordata; Mammalia; Chiroptera; Mormoopidae. The coding region runs from base 99 to 1493 and encodes 464 amino acids. The transcript is spliced from 15 exons. Gene Ontology annotation, molecular function: thiol oxidase activity; FAD binding; protein-disulfide reductase activity. Gene Ontology annotation, biological process: protein folding in endoplasmic reticulum. The record is from RefSeq and is a predicted model, not a curated record. Gene Ontology annotation, cellular component: endoplasmic reticulum membrane; endoplasmic reticulum.
CGGCCCGCUCUGGCUUCGUCUGCGGACGCACGGCCUGCUCGCUAGUCCUGGGUUCUCCGAGCGCGAGGCGACGAGCGACUAGAGCGGCUAGAGCGGCUAUGGGCAGCCGCUGGGGCUUCCUGAUCGGCCUCCUGGGCGCCGUGUGGCUCCUCCGCUCAAGCCAAGGCGGGCAGCAGCCCCCGGAGACAGCGGCCCAAAGGUGCUUCUGCCAGGUUAGUGGUUACUUGGAUGAUUGUACCUGUGAUGUUGAAACCAUUGAUAGAUUUAAUAACUACAGGCUUUUCCCAAGACUACAAAAACUUCUUGAAAGCGACUACUUUAGAUAUUACAAGGUGAACCUGAAGAGGCCAUGCCCUUUCUGGAAUGAUAUCAACCAGUGUGGAAGAAGAGACUGUGCCGUCAAGCCUUGUCAAUCUGAUGAAGUUCCCGAUGGAAUCAAAUCUGCAAGCUACAAGUAUUCUGAAGAAGCCAAUAAUCUCAUUGAAGAAUGUGAGCAAGCUGAACGACUCGGAGCUGUGGAUGAAUCCCUGAGUGAGGAAACGCAGAAGGCUGUUCUUCAGUGGACCAAGCAUGAUGAUUCCUCAGACAACUUCUGUGAAGCUGAUGACAUACAGUCUCCUGAUGCUGAGUAUGUAGAUUUGCUCCUUAAUCCUGAGCGCUACACGGGUUACAAGGGACCAGAUGCUUGGAAGAUAUGGAAUGUCAUCUAUGAAGAAAACUGUUUUAAGCCACAGACAAUCAAAAGGCCUUUAAAUCCUUUGGCUUCUGGUCAAGAGAACACUUUUUACAGUUGGCUAGAAGGCCUUUGUGUAGAAAAAAGAGCAUUCUACAGACUUAUAUCUGGUCUACAUGCAAGCAUUAAUGUGCACUUGAGUGCACGUUAUCUUCUACAAGAUACCUGGUUAGAAAAGAUAUGGGGACACAACAUUACAGAAUUUCAGCAGCGGUUUGAUGGAAUUUUGACUGAAGGAGAAGGUCCACGAAGGCUUAAGAACUUAUAUUUUCUCUACUUAAUAGAAUUAAGGGCUUUAUCUAAAGUGGUACCAUUCUUUGAGCGCCCAGAUUUUCAGCUCUUCACAGGGAAUAAAAUUCAGGAUGAAGAAAACAAAAAGUUACUUCUGGAAAUACUUCAUGAAAUCAAGUCAUUUCCUUUGCAUUUUGAUGAAAAUUCAUUUUUUGCUGGGGAUAAAAAAGAAGCAAACAAACUAAAGGAGGAAUUUCGACUGCAUUUUAGAAAUAUUUCAAGAAUCAUGGAUUGUGUUGGUUGUUUUAAAUGUAGACUGUGGGGAAAGCUUCAGACUCAGGGUUUGGGUACUGCUCUGAAGAUCUUGUUUUCUGAGAAACUCAUAGCGAAUAUGCCAGAAAGUGGGCCCAGUUAUGAAUUCCAUCUAACCAGACAAGAAAUAGUAUCAUUAUUUAAUGCAUUUGGAAGAAUUUCUACAAGCGUGAAAGAAUUAGAAAACUUCAGGAACUUGUUACAGAAUAUUAAUUAAAGAAAAGUUGAAAUAUGCCUUUUUAUGGACAGUGGAGGUCAAAGAGUGGAAUCUUGUUCAAAGGCAUCAUAACAAUGGCAGUCUUAAGGCAAAUAUUUUAUAAAGCUGCUUUUGUAAAAGGAGACAUACUGUUUUAAUAAACAUUUUUUAAUUGUGUUAAGUCUAUGUAUAAUAUUGUGAGUAAAAGUUAUACUUUGGUAAUGUGAUACAAAUUUUGAAGUUUAAUAUUGAAUAAAAUCAGGGUUAUUAAAUUCAUAUAUGGUAAAAGCCAGUACAUGAUAUUUUAGGUCUCUCAAACUAGAAUUUUAUGUAAGAUGUAAUAUAAAUAAAACUAUGGCCAUUGUGACAAGUGUUUAAUAGAACAAUGCUAAGGAGGCUCAUGAAUAACCCAUAAUUAACAGCCUAAAAUUCUUCAAUGCAUUUAGAGUUAACUGAUAUAGUAAAUAAAAAUACAGAAUGACCAGUUAAAUUUGAAUUUCAGAUAGUUUUUAAUAUAAGUAUGUUGCAUGCAAUAUUUGAGACUUAUACCAAAAAAUUAUUUCUUAUUACAAUUCAAAUUUAACUGGUAGUCCUGUGUCUUAUCUGGCAACCCUAAAAUACAUUGAUAUGAAAAAAAAAAUCACUUGUAGAAUUAUAUUACUAUCUUGAGUGACUUGUUUUGGUCUGUAGAAAGAUAUGGUGACAACUGAAAGGCAUAGGGGAUUUCUAUACAUUGUGAAAAGUUGAAUAGAUUUAUAUAUAUUUAUUCUCAUAAUACUUUACCUAAUACUGAGUAAAAUUUGGGAGAAAUUUUUUAUUUUUAUAUAAUUUGAAAUUUACAGAAAAGUUUCCAGGAUAGUACAAAGAACUCUUUUACCCAGAUUUACUAAUUGUUCAUAUUUGCUUAAUCAUGACCUUUGAACCCUACCUACUUUAGUUGUGUAAUACUGAAUAAUUUAUUAAAAAUAAUUUCAGAAAAAAAUCUGGAACUAUAAUAUAACAAGCCUUAGAAUAAGGGAUCAUUUGAAGUUUCAAUCUAAUAUUCUUUUUGAGUUUUGUUGCCCUUUUAAUGUUUGAUAUGUAAACUCACUGUGUAUAUAAUUUUUUGUUUUUUGUAUUCAUUUCCUUUUUCUCCUUAAAAUUAAACUGUAAUUUUGGGAGGUUUCAUUAGAGGAAGCUCUUCAAUGAUAAAAACUAUUUGAAGGGGUUUAGGAAUUUAUAUCACAUGGUAAUUGUAGGGGAAAAAACUGCAUACCUCAAAAUUAUGUGCCUCUUUAUAUAUCUGAGCAGGUAAAACUAUGUUGAGAUGUCACAUUAUUAAUAAAGCAGGGUUUAUUUAUACAAUGGUGUAGAAAUGCCACUUUACACUGCUGUAUACUUUUUCUUUUCUGUGUCCCUAAGGCCUGGUAUAGUGCCAAAUACAGUGGGUAUCCAAAAAAAUGUUUGUUGAAUGAAAGUAUGAAUAUGCGUUCAGUAUAUUUUAAAUGAAUAAUCACAGAGCUAAGUUUAACAGUAUGUGUUGUAUUUUUCUUUUUCCCCUCACUUGAGUAGGGCAAGAAAAGAAAGACAUUAACCUACUAGUUAAGUCAAUAUUCCUGGAGACUCAAAGGACAAUGAAAUAAGCACCAUAUAUAAAAGUUUAUGGAUUUAAAUGGUAAUUUGUCUGUAUACCUGUCUCAUGCCUCUACCCCUUUCUUUUUAACAGCCGUUUUUCUUUUUAAAGAAUAAUCCUUUCUUUACUUUGUCACUUUCCACUUACCCCUUAACUAAAAUCUGGCUUUUGGCUCUGUAGUAGCUCUUGACAAUCUCUUCCUCUGACGUCUAAAACCCCAGUUCUAAAUCCACAGUUCAGUUCAUAAGGCAUUUCUUAUUUGCCUUUUUUCCCUCCUGCAUUUGACACUGUUGACAGCUCCUUCUUUAAAAAUCUUUUUAAAAUCCCUGAUUUCCUUUUAUUUCUUCACUUAAUCCUAGAUGCCUCCUUUUUAUCCCCUUUUCAUUUAUGCCUUAAAUGUUAUUCCUCAGGCUUUCAGUCUUGCUCUCUAAAUCACCACCACUUCUCACGUUGGGCUAAUUCCAAUUCAAUGAUUUCUAAAUCCUUAUCUUUCCCAGACCUCUCCAUCCAUCUGUCUACUACAUAUCUUUACUUGGUUGUCCUACAGAUAUCUCUGUGUGUUUCUUAAAAGAAUCAUUCUCCCCCAAAUCUACUCUUAUGCCUAUGUUCCUUACUCUGGUUAAAUUCAGAGACAUUAUCAUCUAAAUUCUCUAGGCUCACUCCUCUCCUCCACCUUCCUCCUAUCCAAUCAAUAUCUAAGAGCUAUGGAUUUGCUCUCCCUACCUCUGACACAGCACUGUCUUUCCAUAUUCAUUGCUUUUAACUAAAGAACUACACUAACCUGUCUGCUUCUCCCCAGCCUGUCAACUCUAUUUGCUCCACAAUGCUACCAGAGUGCGUUAGAGCACUAGAAACGCUCUAACAAGAUUCUCUGCUGUGAUCUCCUAGUGUCACUUCCCCCAAUCCCUAUGUUCUGAUAAAACGGACUUAAGAGUUCUUCCAGUGCACCAUGGUCAGUCCCCCACAUCAAGUGCCCUAGCUAUCCUUCCCCACCUGGAAAAUUUCUAUUCAUCUUUGCAGGCCCAGCUAAAGCAUCAUCUCUGUGAAAUCUCCCUUGUUGCAUCCAAGGAGGACCAUAACUAACUUCCUUCUUUUGUGUUACCACUGUAAUUACAACCUACCUCUAUUGUGUCACUUACUGUACUGUAUUGUUUUUGUCUUUUUUUAAGCCUCCUUUACUAGAAUGUGAGCUCCUUAAGGGCAGGAAAAGGAACUUUAUCCAUUUUUUGCAUUUCCACAACAUAGUUUUCUGCAU